Molecule: messenger RNA, 4515 nt
Organism: Zootoca vivipara (common lizard)
Lineage: Eukaryota; Metazoa; Chordata; Lepidosauria; Squamata; Lacertidae
Gene: LRRC36
Product: leucine rich repeat containing 36
Molecular function (GO): protein binding
Source: RefSeq, a predicted model, not a curated record
GUUUGCCCGGGUUGCCAGGCAACGCGCGGCGGCUCCAUGGCGGUGGCGGUGCAGCUGAGCGAGGCCUGGAUCCGCCGGCAGCCGGCUCUGCGGGGGCUACCGACAGAACAGGUGGAGUCCAUCUCUCUGCAGGGAACCCAUGCAGCCAAAAUUGUCUCUCUUGGAGAUGGCCUGAAAGCCUUUAAAAAUCUUCAGUCUUUAGAUUUGUCAAAGAACCUGCUUGCUUGUCUAGAGGGUCUUGAGUAUUUACAAUUGUUACAACAUCUGAAUUUGUACUAUAAUCAUGUUUCAUCCUUGCUGGAAGUUGCCCGCCUUCAAGCGUUGCCUCUCCUUAGAGAGCUGGACCUGCGUCUCAACCCUGUAACCAGGAAGGAAUCUGAUUAUAGACUGUUCACUGUGUACAGAUUACAAGCUCUGGAGAUGCUAGAUGAAAGAACUAUUAGGAAGCGUGAGAGAAAAGCUGCCCACCUGCAUUUUAACCUCAGGAGCAAAGAGGAUUCAUUGGAAAAAGACAAGUCAAGGGAAAUUAUAAUGAGGAGUGAAGUGCUAGACCAAGAGAGCUUUGCAACAUCCAGUAUGAAUACAGAGAGUAACAGGACACGUACUGGUACAAAGUAUUCAUCUCCUCGCCACAUGCCAUGCCAUGAUGAGAGAGACUCAUAUCUAAAGACAUCGCCUGCUUCUGUGUUGACAACCAGCAAAUUAACUAAAGGAAACAAGGACCAGAUCCUGCUAGACAAUGCAAAUGCAAGACAGUUUCUGAGUCACAACUCUUUGGACAGAGAACAGAAGCUCCGGUCUCCCACUGCCCUGCAGGCACAGACUUCCCUGCCCUCCCAGAUGAAAAGCAGAGCUGUGUCUGGUAAGGGGAAGUUCCACGUGUCCUUUUCUGAAGGCUCAUCUCUAGACUUCCUCUGUCCAGGAAAAAGAGAAACGGGAAAUAGGAAAGUGGACUUUCUCGACCUUGGCCGGGCUGCUUCUCCACCUAGGAGGCUGAGUCUGAGUGAUGAUGCAGGGAAGACCAAUCUAAGGCCAGAGAGUUAUGAGCACCUGUACUCCCCAUCCUCUGCUAAUCGCAGGGAGCUGGUGAAGAGGCUUCAUGAUGAGAGGAAUGAGAAGACGGCAGCAGACGAUGUUUGUAAUUACACCUCACAGUUUGCUAACGAAGUCCUGGGUCCUGCCCGGUCCUCAUGUGGAGAUUUCCUGGGACAGCACUCAGAAGCGGAUGCAGACCAUUCAAGUUCCUUAAAGCUCAGCUCGGCUUCUACAAGCUUUGGAGAUUUCCUGUCAAAGCAUCGUUCUUUGUUAAGUGAGGUGUCUCUUGGGAAUUCACAGUCAGCUACAGCCUUAACAUCCACAUCCAGGAAAGGGCGAGACCCACCAGCUUGCCGAUCUCUCAGUCCUUCAAGAAUGGAGUUUAAGCAUACCAGCAGCCAGCACACUCCAGUAAACCCCAAACAUUGUUUUAAAGAGCCAGUGAUGGAGCUUCACUCCAGAGAGCAUAGCGAUAGCCCUCUCCAGACAGCAAGUAUUGUCAGCAGCACCGAGAAACAAUGUCUUCUUGUCACUGUCCUGCAGCAACUCCUGGAUUUAGUGGAUCGUUAUUGGAACGGCUCUGGCUCCCUUUUUAUCAAUAAGGAUUUCCUUGCUCCAGCACGUGAUUUGCUUGCAUACUUGAUGACGGCUGCCCGUUCACAGCAGGACGUUUGCUCAACCCGCAAAGCCAUCCUAGGCCCCAGCUCCUCAGGGUUCAGUUGCCAGCUUCCCAGGGAACACCCAAAGUAUUCUCAGCAGCACAUCAGCAGUGUCAUCGAGAAGGCUAUGAGGAAGGUGGAAGAGCGCCAGAGCCCGACUUUCAAAGAACGAGGUGUGGAAGGUGGUGCUGCUGCCGCUGCCACCUCCAGUUCCAGCUCCCAUGGAAUAUAUUCUCUCUCUUACGAUGAGUUGUUAAGUAGAAAUGAGCAGCUGAAUGCCCAGGUGGACAUCUUAACUUUUGAAUUAAAGCAGCUUAAAAAGCAACAGGAUACCAUCAGUUUGCUGAAGGAGAGCCAAAGGUCUCUUGUUUCCACAAACAACUUCCUUCUGCAGCAGCUGAAUAAAGAACAAGACCCUUCUGUAGGCAAAACACGCCGUCUUUCGGAGAAGAUCCCUGAUGCUCCUUGUCAUGCCUCUUGCCCUGCGAGAACGUCCCAUCGUGCUUCCCUCACCUCUCCCAUUGCUUGGAAUCCAGAAAUGUUAAGCAGCUGUCCUCUCUGACAGAAAGCACAGAAUCACUUUCUUCCCAUGGUGACUGUCUUACAAAUUAUGCUUCAUUUUCACAUAACCAACCAACCAAUCAAUCAGUCUCUUUAUUACAGGCAGUGACCAGUAUUCUUCAUUUUCACAUAAGUAUAGUAUGAAAUCCUGUUGGCAGGUGUGCCUACUCUUUGCUGCUUUUAUUAGUACUAUUUCUUUGACUCCUCAUGGCCCUAGGAGGGACUCACUGGAGUGUCCAGAUGUGCUCUGAGGACAUCCCAAAACAGAAGCACCCACAAACAUACUUAUUUCACACACUCCAAGGCCAGGAAGAGUGUCCACAGCCUCCCUGCUCUACCUUUUUCCCUCAGGGACAGUGGCUUUAGCCCCCUCUCCCAGUUUGUCCUCCUUGCCUGAACCAAAGCCCAGCUUUCCAGUGGCCAUCCUACAGUGCCUAUGGUUAACUCCAUCUCUUCCCUAUUCAAAAAUGCCCUUCUGCUGUUCUCUUCCACACAUGCCCCUCGGCCCUUUCCCUGGGCCCAGGCGGCUUCCUUUCUUCAGAACUUUAUAGUGGCCAAGGCUUCAUUGUCUCACAGUAUCCAGAUGGAAAGGUGUGGUGGUUUGAUGCAGUAACACCAUGUAUUAAUGCUGAGUAUAAUCCUUAGCUAGUGGGAUUACACACCAGAGUGUGCAAAAGGGGAAAUCAUAGUUGUUGUUAAAAUAAUUGAAUUCAAGAUGUAUCAUCUCUGAUAAAAACAGCUUGAAAGUAUGUUGCUAACACUAAGCUUGAAUUGAGAGGUAUCGCCCAGUUGUCCUCUCUCUCCACCCCACCCAGCCGGGUGCUUCAAGGUGGAAGCUUAUUUUGGAAUUGGUACUGCUUGUACAAAUAAGCAUUUUUGCAGCAUCCAUAUAUUGCACCAUGAGAAUGACAGGCCAGACUUUCUUCUGCACUUUAAUAUGGAUUUCCCUUUACUGUGGAAAAUCUGGCAAGUAGAAAGAGCCCAUGAUGGCACAUUUCUUUAUGAUGAGUGAUUUGUGUGGUGUGGUGUGAUGUUUUUAGUGGGCAGCAAUUCAUGCCACUCCUCUCCUUCCAUUUGCUUCCAGCCAUGUUGAUGACACUCCUGUGCCUAUUUUCACCACUUCCUGCACACGGGAGGCAUGCAGAUUUCAACAAUCCACUAUGUGUGGAGAAUUGCCUUCAAGGCUGUGAUACGAAGAGUACCAACUACAGAGGUCUAGCACAAGAUCUCUCUAUCACUCGUGCACAAGAAAGACUUCAGUAUUUAUUUAUUAAAAAUCUUAACAAUUUUGCCAGUGCCAUAUCUCACAAAGUAUCUAUUUUGUUUCCGAUACCUAGUCCUCUUGUGUCACAGCACUUACAGUGCUCAAAAGAGCAGUCCUAGUCUAAAAAUUGGGCCCUAAGAACACAUGACUGCAGAGGUGGCCAACUCACUCCAAGUUGCCUCCUAAUUUGAGAAACCUUGUGAUGUACUGGUGAAGGUAAAACUGCCACCAGCCUUUUAAGGUUGGGUUCACCCAUGCUUUGUUUUGCCUUAAUUAUAAAACAGCUUCUGUGAGGGAGAGCUAGUAGGAUAUAAAUGGGUGCAUAUUUCGUUGAGGGAGGAGUGCCAGUAACCCAGGGCUGGUGAGUUGAGAUAGGACUGGGAAUGGAAUCCCAUUUCUUUACAUGUCACAUUUUGGGACAGAAGACAAGAGACCCAAGAGAUGCCGCUUUAAUUUUUAUUCAAAAGACUCAUGAUAGAAAGCUAUACAAAGCCUCAGGCUGCUCCAUCCUCAUUAUGCAUUGGCCCUUCCUUUGGUUCCUUCCGAGGCUCUCACCAUGGCAAAACAUUCCCUUCCCAAGUCACCAACACCCCAUGUUGCUUUUCAGAGAGGUUGCAAAGCACUUUCAUAAUGCCACACACACUUUCUUCGACAGUCAGGUCAGCCUGCGAGGUACAAACCAUGGUUAGAUAGCGAUUCUGCAGAAGCACAAGAAAAUCUGCAGUGAUGGAUGAGAGCUCAGCCAACCACAUGAGUGAUGGUUUUGCCUAUCUAGCUACCAAAGGAGUGAGCAGAAGGGAUAAGUUUGUCUUUGGUUGUAAUUUUAGUGUGGGCCUGACUGAAUUUUCACUUCUCCAGACAAUAAGCAAAACUAUAUGCAGCUAUCCUUGGAAAUUGGCACACCCCAAAAAUCUGUGAUGCAAUUCUCCAACCAAAAAUGUGUCCAGCAGUGUAUUUAUUACAGGCAAGUGUGAAUAAAAAUGCAUCUGUUAGUGA